Messenger RNA from Cryptotermes secundus, 1396 nucleotides. RefSeq lists its product as uncharacterized. The transcript has 6 exons. The record is from RefSeq and is a predicted model, not a curated record. The coding region runs from base 390 to 935 and encodes 181 amino acids. NCBI's taxonomy places the organism in Eukaryota, Metazoa, Arthropoda, Insecta, Blattodea, Kalotermitidae.
UCACAGAAGCACAUAUUACGUACAUCAAUAAAGACAGGAAGGAAGACCGGAACAUUCUUUACAAUUGUGUCGAUGUAAAGUUCGUGAUAUGUACGACACAAGCUGAUGGAGCCUGAUCGUGCAAACUAACAGCGUAGAACUGAAGAAAUGCCUUAAGGAUCUAAAGUUGAGUCAGUGCGCCGUCCGUGAUAUGUGGUUAAAUAAACGAAAACAAGGAGUAACACGUAGACAUACGACGAGGAAGAACUUGAAACAAGAGUAAUUGAACGCCGGUCUCAUGAUGUUGAGGGGAGCUACCCAGGACAGGACAACAUGACUAGCGUGACCAUCAGUUCGCGUGGGGCGAAACAUUGACCCAGCUGGCAGAUGACUGUGAACCAGUGGACCAGAUGAAGCUGAAGGGGAUAUUUGCCUUCAAUUUAGUUGCUCUCAUAGCGACCGUGUUGUGUUUCGUCACUUUCCAAGCCAAGGUCACCGCCAUCGCACUGGACAACAGACACACGGUAGUGACGAUGAUUGACAACGAGCCUAGGUUCAGAGUUCGACGCCAGGCGAGCAACAAGAACCGCGGAUUUUUUUCUAUGCUUUCAGAUUACAUAUCCGAGACCCGCGACGACACGAUAAGGGCUUUUAACGAAAUAUCAGACCUCGUCUCAAAGCUGAUCAUACCAGUGAAACAGGGAAUUCAGCUUAACUACACAGCGCCGGCGUCUAGCAGGGAGCUUCCUGAGAACGUCACGACGACAGAAGCGCCGUUCGUUAUAACUCAGCAGGACUUCCUUCGUAUACUAAGGAGAAACCUGCGUGGACUGGCCCGUGUCUUCAACAUGGAGUCGCGCAAAGCCAUUGAGGCUUCCAAUAAUAACGUCCGUAUUUUAAGGAAAGAAUUCGUGGAUGCAGUCAGACCGUACGUAGUAACCAAUUCCACAACGUGAAGCGCCUAGGAGGCUGGGUUCUCUGCACAACUGCAGAGUUGAAGCAGUUGCCUAUACAGCCAAGGGACAUGUGAAUAUUAAGAACAUGACAUCCGAAUAGCAACACGAGCAGCCACGCUCAACACACAUCUAGGCGGAACUAUUGACACGAAUAUAACAGUUAUCUCUAGAAUUCUAGUGAAAUGUUGUUGGAUGUUACGUUCUCACGGCAGUAACUAUGAAGGGUACUAUGACACCGUGUAGUAUGGUAAAAUGUUAAAGACAUCGCAGAAGAACGUGCUACUUCCAUAUUCAGAGUCGAAGACGAAGCCAAGAAAAUAAUAAGCAGGCUCUGCUUGCAUUUACCCUCUCUUGAUUGGCUUACUCUUCAACUCUGGAAAGUAAAAAAAUUCUGCCUGACUAUUCAGCGUCACGGAUGUAUAUGAACUGUUUGUGUUUUACUGUGUGGGUGUUCGGAUUCA